Molecule: messenger RNA, 7282 nt
Organism: Symphalangus syndactylus (siamang)
Lineage: Eukaryota; Metazoa; Chordata; Mammalia; Primates; Hylobatidae
Gene: TRIM13
Product: tripartite motif containing 13
Molecular function (GO): zinc ion binding
Source: RefSeq, a predicted model, not a curated record
CCAGGCUGAUCUUGAACUCCUGACCUCAUGAUCCAUGUGGCUCAGCCUUCCAAAGUGCUGGGAUUACAUGCAUGAGCCAAUGCACCCGGCCUAAUGGAUCUCAUACUAAAGUACAGUAAGGUGCAGUGGCUCAUGCCUGUAGUCCCAGCUACUCUGGAGGCUGAGUUGGGAUAAUAUAGUACACUAUUUGAAAAUAAGAUUAACUAGUAUGCUGAGAGGAAAUGAUUUUUUUUAAUGAGCCAUUUUAUUAUAGGAAUUAUUUUGAAGUAACAUUUGUGGCUGUCUCAGUUCAGUAAAGCUUAGCAUAAUUUAAUGUCUAUGAAGUGAGUUUCAGUGUUUGCUGUCUAGCCACCUGAUAGAUACUUAGGUACUGUUUUGAAAUUGUUGCCUUCAAAGAUGCCUCAAAACAGGAUGGAAAUUUGAGUUAAAUCCUUAAGAUAAAAGCAUUAUAUAUUUAUUGGCUUUUCUUUUUGUUCCCUAAUGGGAAAUGAAAAAAACAAAAAACAAAAACAUGGGUAAUAUUUUGAACAACUUUAUAUUGCCAACAGCUAGUGGAAUUUAAAACCUUAGUAGGAAAGUUUCUUUUACUAAUAGAUUUUAUAAGGAGAAAAUGAACUUUUGUUUCAGAGUGAAUGAAUGAGUACCUUUUGCAGUAUCAUUUUGGGUUGAUCUCUUAAAAGAAUUCUAGAAGGAAGAAGUCCAGUACAUAUAUAUAAACUCUAUUAUGACACCUUUACUUUGAUGUGAUGGAGCUGCUUGAAGAAGAUCUCACGUGCCCUAUUUGCUGUAGUCUGUUUGAUGAUCCACGGGUUUUGCCUUGCUCCCACAACUUCUGCAAAAAAUGCUUAGAAGGUAUCUUAGAAGGGAGUGUGCGGAAUUCCUUGUGGAGACCAGCUCCAUUCAAGUGUCCUACAUGCCGUAAGGAAACUUCAGCUACUGGAAUUAAUAGCCUGCAGGUUAAUUACUCCCUGAAGGGUAUUGUGGAAAAGUAUAACAAGAUCAAGAUCUCUCCCAAAAUGCCAGUAUGCAAAGGACACUUGGGGCAGCCUCUCAACAUUUUCUGCCUGACUGAUAUGCAGCUGAUUUGUGGGAUCUGUGCUACUCGUGGAGAGCACACCAAACAUGUCUUCUGUUCUAUUGAAGAUGCCUAUGCUCAGGAAAGGGAUGCCUUUGAGUCCCUCUUCCAGAGCUUUGAGACCUGGCGUCGGGGAGAUGCUCUUUCUCGCUUGGAUACCUUGGAAACUAGUAAGAGGAAAUCCCUACAGUUACUGACUAAAGAUUCAGAUAAAGUGAAGGAAUUUUUUGAGAAGUUACAAUACACACUGGAUCAAAAGAAGAAUGAAAUUCUGUCUGACUUUGAGACCAUGAAACUUGCUGUUAUGCAAGCAUAUGACCCAGAGAUCAACAAACUCAACACCAUCUUGCAGGAGCAACGGAUGGCCUUUAACAUUGCUGAGGCUUUCAAAGAUGUGUCAGAACCCAUUGUAUUUCUGCAGCAGAUGCAGGAGUUUAGGGAGAAAAUCAAAGUAAUCAAGGAAACUCCUUUACCUCCCUCUAAUUUGCCUGCAAGCCCUUUAAUGAAGAACUUUGAUACCAGUCAGUGGGAAGACAUAAAACUAGUCGAUGUGGAUAAACUUUCUUUGCCUCAAGACACUGGCACAUUCAUUAGCAAGAUUCCCUGGAGCUUUUAUAAGUUAUUUUUGCUAGUCCUUCUGCUUGGCCUUGUCAUUGUCUUUGGUCCUACCAUGUUCCUAGAAUGGUCAUUAUUUGAUGACCUGGUAACUUGGAAAGACUGUCUUUCAAACAUCAGUUCCUAUCUGACUAAAUCAGCCGAUUUUAUAGAACAAUCAGUUUUUUACUGGGAACAGGUGACAGAUGGGUUUUUCAUUUUCAAUGAAAGAUUCAAGAAUUUUACUUUGGUGGUACUGAACAAUGUGGCAGAAUUUGUGUGCAAAUAUAAACUAUUAUAAAAUCUGUUUCAAGUAUGCAGUUCUCUUUUGUUAGAAAUUGUUAGAGAAUAGAGAGUGGUAAUUCAGAUUUGGUCGACGAUUCUAGUCACAUAUUUUCCUCCAAAAGUAUUCCUUCCAAAAAUAAUCUAUACAUGUUCAAAUUAGGUAGCAUAAAGAUAAAAGUGAAAUUUAGUAGUAUAGGCCUGAACCUUUUUUUGUUUAAAGAGUGCUUUUGAAGUAAGCAUCCACCCCAAAUGUUGGUUGUAUUUAUGCUGUGAUAAAAAUAGGUGAGAGAUCGUAUGUUCUAGUAUUGUAUUGAUGGAAGUAUAGGUAGUAUAGUAGUGAUUGUUCAUCAAUCAUGCAGUAAAGACCACUUUUUUUUUUUUGAGAUGGAGUCUUGCCCUGUCGCCCAGGCUGGAGUGCAGUGGUGCAGUCUUGGCUCACUGCAGCCUCCACCUCCCAGGUUCAAGUGAUUCUCCUGCCUUAGCCUCCUGAGUAGCUGGGAUUACAGGUGUGUGCCACCACGCCCAACUAAUUUUUUGUAUUUUUAGUUGAGACAGGGUUUCACUGUCUCUCAAGACCAUCCUGUUAGCCAAGAUGGUCUUGAUCUCCUGACCUCGUGAUCCGCCUGCCCCGGCCUCCCAAAGUGCUGGGAUUACAGGUGUGAGCCACCGUGCCCGGCCAAAGACUACUCUUAAAGCACCUUUUUGACGGUGAACAUGCUCUAAAAAAGGAAAGAUAUUGUAGAAGUUUCACACACACACACACACACACACACACACACACGUGUGCAGGAGACAACUGGGGGUAUUGAAGGUACUAAUUAAUUAGAUUUCCAAAAUUUUCUACAGAGAGUUAAUUAUCACCAAAAUGUGAAUGGUACAUACAAAACCUGGCAUUUUCUUGUUAUAAGUUUACAUUUUUAGGAGAGUGGAGCUUUCAAUCUGCCCUUUUCUCCUUUGUUUUUGUAGUUUUCACCAAAGAUCAACUAGAAAUGUUAAGUGGCUAUGCAAGCAAAAGCAUAGAUAGGUUAAAAAAAAAAGGAUCAGGUGGCUGGGCAUGGUGGCUCAUGUCUAUAAUCUCAGCAUUCUGGGACAGUGAUGUGGGAAGAUUAUUUGAGGCUAGAAGUUCCAGUUCGAAACCAGCUUCAUAAACAUAGCGAGACCCAGUCUCGACCAAAAAAAAAAAAAAUAUAUAUAUAUACAUAUACACACAAACACACACACACAUAUAUAUAUAUACAUAUAUAUAUGUAUAUAUAGAACACAUGGCAAGAGCAGGAAAUGGGAAGACUACCUUUAUUCUGGCAGCUAUGUGUUAUUUUGUUCCAAAGAUGGCAAGUGUACAACCAAACCAAUCCACUUGCUUACAGAAAGAAUGUUCAGUGUAGUUAAGACUAAUUUGACAACAGAUAAAACAGUCUGUCAGCUAUUACAAAGUACAAAGUAAUCAGCUGAACACUAAUGCUGUUGUCUGCUCACAUGAGAUAAAGAUACCCUCUCAUGGAAUAAAAAAACUCACCUUGCUUAGAAUUCAUAUAACAAGUAACCUUAUAACUGCUUUCUAGUCUGCCUUAUUUCUGUCAUAGAGUAAGAUAUUCCUUGAAAGCCCAUUAAGUGGAAUAGACUUUCUGAAAAUAAGAGAUCUUUACCUCAGUCGUCCUCUAAUUUGGUUGAGAGGAGGUAAUGAAAAUGGGGACAGGAUAAAAGGCGGCAACUAAAGCACAGAAGAAAUGAUUUCCUUCUAGCUAUGAGAAUAGUCAAAUUGAGCUUGCCAGGCGAGGUAAUGGCUAUCUCGUUCCUGACAUGUAAUUCAUGAUUUAGCCACUAAAUUGCUAAGGAGAUCAUAAGGAAUUAAGAAAAACGUUUAAGUCUAGCCUCUGUGUGGUAGACAGGUAUGGGGAGGGAGAAUGCUUUUCCCCUCCCAGUAAUUAAAAAAUUAUAUAUGUGUAUAUAUAUAUAGUUUUACUAGGUUUUCAUGGAUAAUUUUUUAAAUGUAAGACAGGAAAGGGAUCUAUUUGAUGUCUAUCUUCAGAUAUAUUGGCAGUUUUCCUUAAACUACUUAGUUCCUCAUCUGUUGCUUUUUCAUUUUGUAUACUGCAAGUUCCCAGGCAACUCGAAUUUGCAAACACAGCCAUGGAUACGCUAUUUACCUUAGUUUCCUGGGAAUCUAAGUCUGGUUUUUGUUAUUCUUCCCUCCCCUCCGUUGUAUAAUCAUGUAUAACUAGCAACAUUUAUGGUUAUAGGUUGAUUUCCUAAGUGUGGCUGAUGGUAGUAGCCUCUAGUUUGAAGUGAAGGAAGAAUGAGUAGUCCGGAACUGGUCACUUUGAAUUUGGGAGGGAAGAUAUUCACGACAAGGUUUUCUAUGAUAAAGCAGUUUCCUGCUUCUCGGUUGGCAUGCAUGUUAGAUGGCAGAGACCAAGAAUUCAAGAUGGUUGGUGACCAGAUUUUUGUAGACAGAGAUGGUGAUUUAUUUAGUUUCAUCUUAGAUUUUUUGAGAACUCACCAGCUUUUAUUACCCACUGACUUUUCAGACUAUCUUAGGCUUCAGAGAGAGGCUCUUUUCUAUGAACUUCGUUCUCUAGUUGAUCUCUUAAACCCAUACCUGCUACAGCCAAGACCUGCUCUUGUGGAAGUGCAUUUCCUAAGCGGGAACACUCAAGCUUUUUUCAGGGUGUUUGGCUCUUGCAGCAAAACAAUUGAGAUGUUAACUGGGAGGAUUACAGUGUUUACAGAACAACCUUCAGCGCCGACCUGGAAUAGUAACUCUUUCCCUCCUCAGAUGACCUUACUUCCACUGCCUCCACAAAGACCUUCUUACCAUGACCUGGUUUUCCAGUGUGGUUCUGACAGCACUACUGAUAACCAAACUGGAGUCAGGUAUUUUGUACUUUGCAGUAUUUCUCUUGUAUACCAGUUUGUGAUGUUUUCUCUAAAAACUUGAAGUUCCUCAGGCCUGUAACUUCUCCUGGAAAAGAUGAUUCUUCAAAAUAAUGUUUUGGAGUAAUCAGUGGAGUUGGGUAGAAUGACCAAAUAAUUAUUUUCCAAACUGGGAUACUUUUUAGAGUGAAAGGGGCUAUUAUUAGGUGGGACAAAAGGAAUAAAUGAAGACUGCCCAGAAAAAACUGAGACUAUGGACAUUCAAAUCAUGGGAGAAAAUAAUUUUAUAUAUUAUGUUCCAUUGCUAAUGAAUUUGACUUAGAAAAGAAUUACAUUUUUUUUUUUUUUUUUUUUUUUUUUUCCUGAAGACAGAAUUGCCUUAUUUUUAAGAGAUUCUUUCAGUGGUUCACAUAAAGUCAAGUCUCGCUCACUGGUUUCUCUUGAGUUCCUUACACACUAUAUAAUUUGUUCUUUCAGUUCUUAUGAUUCAACUACUGUUUUUCCUUCAGCUGACUUUAUUUUUAAACACCCUUACAGACAGAUAUAUCUCAUGGCAAAUUUGGUAUCCUGUUACAGCCUUGGCUCUUAAACAACUCAAAAUAUUGGGAUAGGCUGUCAGUAUGUUAAGGAUAGUUGCUCCUGAGUCAAUUCUUCACUUACUCCCUCUGUUGUUCUUGGCUGGAUCCUAACGCUGAUUUCCACUCUGCUGUCACAAACAUUUUUUCCCCCCGUAAAAUGUCUUAAUGCUGUCCUACCAUUAUUUUACCAACUGUGAAAGCUGGCUUUAAUUUUUAGGAGGAAAAGAAAAGCCUGCAUGUGUUCUUUAUUGGUAUCAUUUAAAAUAUACUUUUUUUUUUGUGGUAAACGUAGGCGUAUUUUAAGAUAUUUUCUUAACUUCAGCAGUAGCCAACAGGAAGGAUAACAGUGUCUCUCUCUCUUAAUGACACACUCCUUGGUUUUGCUUACCAACUGGAGGACACUAGGUAGUAUAACCGAGUAUGACAAUUCUUAAGUGUUUACAUUUUAUAACUUCCUGUCCUUCCAAAGAGGUUGAAAUGUCAUUUUGAGAAAAGAGAGCCAGUCAAGCUAGUAGGCUGAUUGUGAAGAAAAUCUAAUACCUUAUCUUUAUCUCAAACCUCUGUACAACUUUAUUUUCAUUGAUGGGAUACUUUAACAAAAAUGAAAAUUUUUUUGGUUUUUAAAAUUUGAGUGAUUAUGACCUCUUUGGGGAUCAUGCUUCAAAAAGUCAGAAACCUAGAGAAAAAACUGUCAUUGAUUUUUAAGAAGAAACACAGUAGGUCAAAAGAAGAUGUCCUGGAAAUACGAAAUACUCUUUAAAAACCAUGCAUUUGGAGAAAGUAAUUGUUACCUUGAAAAACAUGAUUAAAAACUAAAACUGGGAUGUUCCUGUGUGUACACAGUGCCAAAUGGUUUUCCCUUUUUAUGUUGUGUUUGUGUUUUAGAAACAGCACAAAAGUUUUUUCCAUUUUAAAGUGAGAAAACAUUAUAUUUAGACUUCCUUAAUUCCAAAAUCAGAAGCUGUUUUUAAAAUUAGCAUUUUCUUGCAUCACCAAAUGGUAUUCAAUUGUUUGAAGCUCAAAAUUUUUUCCAUUCCAUAAAUGUUUGUGAAUUUUUAGACAGUGCCAAUUUAAAAGUAGAGAUAGCCAAUCUGAAUACAGUGACAUUAUGGGGAUCUCUGGUGAUUGGGAUGAAAACUCUGGCCUUAAAAGGCCCACUUUUAGUAUAUAAUUGCCUAAUUAGCAAUCAUUUUUAUUUUUUGCUCGCUCCCUGGUCUGAAUCUGUCUAUUCAGAUAUUUUUGGUAGGUUUGGAAAAUAGAGAAGUGAGCCUAAUUGGUGCCUAAUUGUCUGGUGUAUCAUUCACCUUAUUCAGUUUGUUCUAUCAAUAUGAUUUACCCUUCAAGGUUAACCUAGCAGGUUGCUCAGUUAUUAUCUCUCAAGGUCAUAGUACUAGAAAUACUUGGCUUGCAUCUUUCAGAUGCCAUUCAUGUUAUCAAGCUCAAGUUAUAGUUGGUCACAGGAUUCUAGAGUCUUUAUUUGACUUCUCCUUUUUGAACUGGCUCAAAUGGAAAAGUGUAGUUGCUUUUAAAUUUUAAAAAUAAGUUUAGACUUUCUAUUUCCCAUUGGUUUCCCCUAUUCUGUCCUUUCUUUGUGUGCUUGAAAUAUUUUAUUUUUCAGUUUGUCCUCAUAGGGAAUCAAGUAUUUUAGCUAGGUGAUUUCUUGCAAGUACAUUCCACUUUGUUACAAUCUACUAUCUGUAUAUACUAUUUGUAUCUUAAUUCUUUUAUGAGAUGUUCUGUAACAUUUUUUCUCUUUGACAAAUGUUUUUAGACUGUACAGUCAAGAUCUGGGGCUUGGGGGUAAGUGGAAUGAUUUGCUAAUAUUGAGAAUCUGUUGUAUCAAACAUAAUAAACAUUUUUUGAGAUGUGCUUUAUA